CAUUAAGCUGUACAUUCAGCAGAUAGAAGUGAUUUAAAGCCCAGAGGUCAGCAGGCAGGGAGGCGUUGAGAGGUGUUCAUUUGAAAUGCCACCCCGUAUCAGUCCCCUUAAGGAUGCAAUUCAGCACGUUGUUUCAAAGACAGACAAAACAUGCAGACUAGAGGUGAAAUACAUCAAUGCAGUGAAAGGACGUGGUGUAUUUGCAAAGGGUUCAAUUUGCAAAGGAGAUUUUGUUGUUGAAUAUAGAGGAGAUAUGAUAAAUGAUGCAGAAUCCCAGAGAAGAAGAAAACUUUACCACCCGUCAUGUGCUGCAUUUAUGUUUGCGUUUAAGUGGAGAGGGAAAACAUGGUGUAUUGAUGCCGCUAGAGAAGAUGGAUCAUUUGGACGGCUAGUUAAUGACGAACACCAACAUCCAAACUGUAGGAUGAAAAAAAUUGACGUGAAUGGAAAACCCCACCUUUGUUUGUUUGCCUUGAAUGACAUCAAAGAAGGAGAAGAAGUAACUUAUGACUAUGGAGGUGAAGAUUGCCCGUGGAGAACAAAGGUGGGUGAAGAAACAGCUAAUGAUGCAAAUGUAGAGAACUCCAACCAUCCCUUCCAUUUAAAGACUGGGGAUGAACAUAAUGUGAAAACUCAGCAGAUAAGCAGCAUACAAGCUGAUACUAUGGCGGCAUGCAACUUCGGACGGACCCUCCUCUCAAAGUCUCAGAUGGAUGAUGCUACUGGUCCAACCAACACUACUCAACAGAUAAGCAGCGUUACAGAUAAUGCUAUGGUAGCGCACGACUCCCGUCCUUCCCUCCUGUCAAAGACUCAAAUGGAUGAUGCUACUGGUCCAACUAACACUACUCAACAGACAAGCAGCGUUACAGAUAAUGCUAUGGUAGCGCACGACUCCCGUCCUUCCCGCCUUUCAAAGUCUCAGAUGGAUGAUGCUACUGGUCCAACCAACACUACUCAACAGACAAGCAGCGUUACAGAUAAUGCUAUGGUAGCGCACGACUCCCGUCCUUCCCGCCUUUCAAAGUCUCAGAUGGAUGAUGCUACUGGUCCAACCAACACUACUCAACAGAUAAGCAGCGUUACAGAUAAUGCUAUGGUAGCGCACGACUCCCGUCCUUCCCACCUUUCAAAGACUCAGAUGGAUGAUGCUACUGGUCCAACCAGCACUACUCAACAGAUAAGCAGCAUUACAGAUAAUGCUAUGGUAGCGCACGACUCCCGUCCUUCCCUCCUGUCAAAGACUCAAAUGGAUGAUGCUACUGGUCCAACCAACACUACUCAACAGACAAGCAGCGUUACAGAUAAUGCUAUGGUAGCGCACGACUCCCGUCCUUCCCGCCUUUCAAAGUCUCAGAUGGAUGAUGCUACUGGUCCAACCAACACUACUCAACAGAUAAGCAGCGUUACAGAUAAUGCUAUGGUAGCGCACGACUCCCGUCCUUCCCACCUUUCAAAGACUCAGAUGGAUGAUGCUACUGGUCCAACCAACACUACUCAACAGACAUGCUGCAUUAAAGUUAAUACUAUGGCGGCGUGCAACUCCCAUCCUUGUCUCCUGUCAGAGAUGGAUGAUGCUACUGGUCCAGCCAACACUCCUCAACAGAUUGUGACAUGUUUUGAAAACAAAAAUGAAGUUUUUGUACCAAGACUGAGACGGACUAAGAGUGUCAUAAUAAAAGACACAGAUCUUGAAAAUUCUGAUGAACUGUAUGAUUCUACAUCAGAGGGUGAAGAUGAUUCUACACCAGACAGUUCAGAUAAUUACAUUCCAGAUACUACUUCUGAAAGGGACAGUGAUGAUAGCCUUAAACCAAAAUAUAAGUCUCAUGAUGAUUUACUGGAUGUCUAUGGCUCAGUGAGUUCCCCUGUCUGUGACUCCACAACUUCAGACAAAAUGAUCUCUGAUAGGCACAGACUUACAUCUGAAGUGUCUGGAUCAGAUGAAGAACCAUGUUCAAGUCAGAAUGUAAAUGACAGCAUUGUUGUUGGUGCAUGCACAAAAAAAGGUGGGAAGAGAGUGUACAACAAGAGACAGUAUUGCUUGUAUUGCUGUAUCCCUUAUGCUAAGAUGGCAAGGCAUCUUGAACAUGCACACCAAGAUAAAUCUGAUGUGGCUAAAGCUUUAAGCUUUCCAAAGGGUUCCAAGGAGAGAAAAACCCAUCUAAACUACAUUCGCAACCGAGGAAACUAUGCUCACAAUGCUGCUGUCAUGGAGUCAGGAAAGGGAAAACUAGUGCCAUUUAAACGUCCACCUAAAGAAGUGCAAGGAAAUGACUUCAUGCACUGUGCAUACUGUCAAGGACUUUUUACAAGAAGGGUGCUAUGGCGACAUGUGCGCAGUUGUAGACUUCGACCUGGAUCGGUUGCCCCCAAACCAGGAAAGAACCGUGUUCAGUCCAUGUGUACAUACACAGGGCCUGUACCUUCAACUAUUAGUAAACAACUGUGGGGAGUAAUCAGUGCCAUGAAUCCUGACCCAAUUACAGAUAUAGUAAAAAAUGACCAAGUCAUUAUUGAUGUUGGGCAGCACUUGUUAAACAAAGGUGGAACAUCAGCCAAAAAUCAACAGUCUGUGCGAGAGAAGAUGCGAGAAAUGGGAAGGCUGAUUCGCAAUGCUAGAAAAGUCACCACCUUAAAAAAAAUGGAAGACCUCAUAAAUCCAAAGAAGUACAUGGAGACUGUCAAAGCUGUCAAGUUGACAUGUGGGUAUGACAGUGAAACAAAUAAGUUUUUGAUUCCAUCACUAGCAAACAAACUUGGGAAUACCCUGGUUAAAGUAAGCAAACUCUUAAAAGCUCAGGGAUUAAUCUCAAACAAUGACAAACUUGUGAAGAAUGCCAGUGAGUUUCAGGAUGUUCAUCAGGAAAAGUGGAAUGAACUGAUCUCGGCUACAGCUUUGAGGAACAUCAGGGAAGCAAAGUGGAAUGUGCCUACUGUCAUGCCCUUUACCGAAGAUGUCCAAAAAAUGCAUGCAUAUCUCACUCAAGUGCAAGAUGAGUGGUACAAUUCACUCUCUGAAAGUCCCUCUACAAAGGCCUGGAUGGAGCUGGCAAAGGUGUGUCUGGCCCAGAUCAUACUUUUUAACCGGCGCAGGGAAGGAGAGGUGGCAAGCAUGCCCUUAUCUGCAUUUUCAUCAAGAGACACUUCUGACCCACAUGUGGAUGUGGACUGGGCGCUCUCUGAAGUGGAAAAAAAACUCUGCAGACACUUCUCAAGGAUUGUUAUUAGAGGAAAACGCGGUCGCCCGGUUCCAAUUCUUCUGACUCCAAAAAUGCUGGGUGCGUUAGAACUCCUUGUUAAGCAGAGAGAGGCUUGUGGGGUUCUAAAGGACAAUGGUUAUAUGUUUGCAAGACCAGAAGCUAUGACACAUUUCCGAGGUUCAGACUGCAUUCGUGGCUUUGCAAAGGCAUGUGGUGCAAGGUGCCCCGAGUCGCUAACAUCUACCAGACUGCGAAAGCAUGCUGCAACCCUUUCAACAGUCCUGAACAUGACAGAUACAGAGAUGGAUCAGCUUGCCAAUUUUCUUGGACAUGAUAUAAGAAUCCAUCGUGAGUUCUAUCGACUACCUGAGAAGACGCUGCAGCUCGCCAAGAUCAGCAAAGUUCUAAUGGCACUGGAGCAAGGAAGAUUAGCAGAGUUUCAUGGCAAGAACUUGGAUGAAAUUGGGAUAGAUCCAGAUGAAAAAAUUCUGGACAGUGAUGAAGACACGAGUGCACAGGAGGAAAAGCGUUCAUCAUCAACAUCUACUGUUGAUGAGCCAUCAGCAGAAGAGUCACUUUCUCCCACCAAGAAGAAUGAAAUGCCGCCACCACCACCACCUAAGAAAUACAAACGACUAUCAGAUGAAGAUGAGACACCUUCAAGAUUCGGUGCUAUGAGGCAUUCUUCCAAAGGUAAAGCUACCCAGAAGAAGAAAAGACCCUGGAAGCAGACAGAGGUGCAGGCGGUGGAAAGGCACAUGAAUCGAUUCAUAACAGCUUGCACUGUACCAGCAAAGAGUGACUGUGAGAGGUGCUUAAGGGCUGAACCAGAAGCUCUUAAAAACCGGGACUGGCAGAACCUGAAGUUCUAUGUUUACAAUCGCAUUACGGCCUACAAAAAGAAACUGUAGCAUACAUAAUGUGAAGAUUACCAACUCUACGGUAUGGUCAUUUUUGUUUCUCAUAUUUCAGCAAAAAGGUGGAGCUUAUUUCCUGUUGUUUUAAAAGCAUUUCCACAUUUUGUUAUUUUGUUCUGAAGU
Molecule: messenger RNA, 4243 nt
Organism: Pygocentrus nattereri (red-bellied piranha)
Lineage: Eukaryota; Metazoa; Chordata; Actinopteri; Characiformes; Serrasalmidae
Exons: 19
Coding region: 86-4114 (1342 amino acids)
Molecular function (GO): protein binding
Source: RefSeq, a predicted model, not a curated record